UGCUGCAGCAGAGGAGGAGGCGGCGGCCGCGCCGGCAGAACAGCCGGGGCCCUUCUCCUCUGCUCCAACGCCUCCCCAGCGCUUUGGCGGCAGAAGCCUCAGAUAAAGUAUCACAGCUCUUCCCCACCCAUGCUUAAAAGGAUGUUGACAGACUGGAAGAAGUGCAGAAGAGACCUACAAAGAUGAUAGCAAAGUUUAGUGAGCAGAUCAGAUGAGACAGAGCUGCAGGAACAGGGUUGUGAUUCAAGCACAAGAUGGCAAGGACUAGCCAUAGCAAUUAUGUCCUUCAACAACUCAACAACCAAAGAGAAUGGGGAUUUCUCUGUGAUUGCUGUAUUGCAAUUGAUGAUAUCUACUUCCAGGCACAUAAGGCUGUCUUGGCUGCUUGCAGUUCUUAUUUUAGGAUGUUUUUCAUGAGCCAGCAGCAAAGCACAGCACAGUUGAACCUCAGCAACAUGAAGAUUACAGCUGAGUGCUUUGAUCUCAUUUUACAAUUUAUGUAUUUAGGGAAAAUCAUGACAGCCCCAGCUAACUUUGAGCAAUUUAAAGUAGCCAUGAACUCCCUACAGCUCUACAAUGUGCCAGAAUGUCUGGAAGAUAUACAAGAUACAAAUUCCUCUAGUUUACAGUGCUCUUCUUCUGCUUCCAGCACUCAAAACAGCAAAAUGAUUUUUGGUGUUCGGAUGUAUGAAGAUACACAGGCUAAAAACAAGAGUGAAGCAAACAAGUGGGGUGCUGAGCCACCAAGUUCUACUGUCAGUACUUCCCAAAGCAGAGAGGUUGAUGAUGAAGCUUUGCAAUUAAACAAUUUCUCUGAGCAACCUUUGGAGAAUUGCAAAAGGACCACUGUGUCAAAACUCUCAGGUGCCAAAGACAGAGUGCCCAAUUCACGGCGCUUUGGAAGAAGUUUUACCUGUGAUGGCUGUGGCUUCAGUUUCAGCUGUGAGAGGCUGUUAGAUGAGCAUAUCAUGUCAUGCACUAAUAGGCAUUCUUAUCAGAACCCCAGGUAUUUGGGGUCUGAGAAGGACAGCAGUGAAAGGGACUCUACUUCUAAAAUGUCAGUUUCCCAAUUGGAGAAAUAUCAAGCAAGUGCAAACCAAUCUGCUGAGAGUUCUUCAUCCACAACAUCAAAUAUAACAAGUGGAAAAAGCAGGGGUGCCUCAUCAGAGCCGUUAAAUGAAGAGCGAAGUAGAGCCACAGAAAGGAAAAGGAUUAUUGUCAAAAUGGAACCAGAUGAUAACCCUACAAAUGACCUGAAGGAGUUUAAUAUUGUUAAAGUAACAAAUGGCAAUGAUUCCACUGAUAAUGAAGAGCUAGAUGAUGAUGAACCUGUUUAUAGAUACUACAUUGAGGAAGAUGUCAGUGAAAAUAGAAGUGUUAGAAAGGCUCUUUUAAAACCCCACAUGCUUAUUGGUGAGCAAGCUAGGAAAUAUAUUAAAAGUACCAGAGUCCUUGCAAAUAAAGUCAGUGCAAAUAAAGCCAAGGAGGUGACGGAAAAUGCAUCUUGUGAACUGUGUGGUCUGACAAUCACAGAAGAAGAUUUGUCUUCUCAUUACUUAUCCAAACACAUAGAAAAUAUAUGUGCCUGUGGAAAAUGUGGCCAAAUAUUAGUAAAAGGACGGCAGUUACAGGAUCAUGCACAGACUUGUGGAGAGCCACAAGACUUAACCACCAAUGGUUUGAGGAAUAUGGAGGAGAAAAUUGACUUGGAAGAGAGUCCUGAAGAACAAUCUGAAAACCAAGAAAUGAUGUACGUAGACAUGUUAGAUGAGUUUGGAGACAGCCAUUUUCAGAUGAACACACUCCCCAAAAAACAACUGUACAGGGAUUCAGCAUGCCCUUUCCGAUGUCCUAACUGUGGAUUACGUUUUGAAACAGAGAAUUUGGUAGUUGAACAUAUGUCCAGUUGUUUGGAACAAGAUCUGUUUAAGAAUGCAAUUAUGGAAGAGAACGAAAGGGAUCACCGACGCAAGCAUUUCUGUACUCUUUGUGGGAAAGGGUUUUAUCAGCGUUGUCAUUUGCGAGAACAUUAUACUGUACACACCAAGGAAAAACAAUUUGUUUGUCAGACAUGUGGGAAGCAGUUUUUACGAGAGCGUCAGCUGCGCCUUCAUAAUGACAUGCACAAAGGCAUGGCCAGGUAUAUCUGCUCCAUUUGUGACCAAGGGAACUUCCGAAAACAUGAUCAUGUUCGGCAUAUGAUAUCCCAUCUAUCACCUGGGGAGACAAUUUGUCAAGUUUGUUUCCAGAUUUUUCCAAAUAAUGAACAACUUGAACAGCACAUGGAUGUUCAUCUGUACACAUGUGGGGUUUGUGGAGCCAAAUUUAAUCUGAGAAAAGAUAUGCGAUCUCAUUAUAAUGCUAAGCAUUUGAAACGAACAUGACCACAUAAUGCUUGUUUGACAAGACCUAGAACAAAAGCAAAUGGAACACCAAAGCAAAACGAACAGUAGUGCAUAAAAAAAUUGAUCAGCCAGUUUUUAAAUGUCUGUUUUUAUCUUCAUUAUAGGGUCUUAAACUACAGUACAUAGCAUAAACAGUACCUAAUGUUUCAUUAUUGCAUUUUUAUUUUUGUCUCGUUAUCUUUUUGUUGGUUUUUUUUUUUGCCAGAGUAUUCAAGCUAUUAUUUUUAAACCCUCAAGUUUUAAAAGCACGCUGUAGUAUUACUCUAGUCACUAGCUUCUAUUAAAAAGCUUCUCAAUUCCAUCAACAUAGGAUGCCUGCUUUUAUAUUUCUAUGGGUGUUUUUUUUUUCCUUUUUUUCUUGUGAACAAUUUAAAUUACAUAGAUUUUAAAAUAUGCAAGGAUAGUCUUAAGGCCAAGAAAUAAUUACUGGAUACUAUCUACAACAGAAUCCACCAUAUUUAGGUAUAUAGAAAUUCAUGGACAUACUGAGUUGCAGGAGGUUUUUUGCUUCUGUUAUAAGAAUAUAAGGUUAUCUUUGAUAUCUUGUCAUUUGCAUUUCAUGUAUCCAGCAUAAUUAGUGCAUUUUGUUACUUCUGCAACAGUAUCUUGAGAUGAAAUGAGGACUGCACAUGAGUUUCAUACUUCAGAAUCAUUUUACAUAUUUGUAUUUCCUGUAUAAUUUUACACUGUUGUAAUCUGCUCUAAAGAUGUGCUGCAGCUGAAAAUAUGUGAAGUUCCCAUAAAUGUGCCCAUAAGAUAAUUCAUAAAAUAUCUGGAAUAGAACUUAAACCAAAAGCAAACAACCUUUUGCCUUCCAGAUAUUUUAGGGUAGGCCACAAGUGAAUUUGAAUACAUCAAUUCAGUUUAAUGGGAAAAUGUGCAAUUUGGAAUCAUGUUUAUCCUCAUUUUUUUUUAAAUGUCAUGUUUUCUUUUUUUCUGGUUGGCUUUACCUGAUAGUCUAGACAGCAAUCUAUUUUAUUCCUAAGAGACAGAAUAUCUUUUUAAUUGGAUGCUUUUGUCAAGGAGUUCUCUUAUCUGUAUAAAUUUUAGGGGCUUUCCUAUUUCUUCAAUCCUUUCCAAUUCUGGAAACUCCAGAAUUGAAAGUUGGUUUGAAUUGUUUACUGAGGAUGGGCAGAAAUAAUUGAAAUGUCAGUCUGCAGUGCUUGUCAACUUUGAAAAAUGAUUCUGUAAAUUUCAUGUUAAGAGAGGAGUAUUGAUGCUGCUUUGGUUUCUUAGAGAAGCAACUAUGCAUUUUUCUUUUUUCUACAGUGCUCAUCUUUUUUCCUGUAUUCACUUUGAAACUAAGGAUGAUUGAAUCACUCUUAUCAUGGGGAUAGGGAUCUUCCCUCUUCUGUAGCUUCACUUUUUAAAGCUAAAAACUCCUAGUUUAGAGAUAGCUUGUGGGGUUCCAGAUGUUGCUGAAGGACAAUUCCACAUUGGCCAAUAUGCUAAUACUAAAAAUACUGAGAAUUGUAGUUCAGCAUUUGGAGUGCAGUGGAUUGGCUUAACCUUCCUAGUGCUUGUUGCUUAUAGUUUCUUAAGCAUUAAGUUCCUUAAUUUGAAAGCAGCAGAAUGAUUAUUUUGUAGGCUAAAUUCUGGACUAUAUUAUUGAGGAAUAAGAUGUGUGUGAAAAAUGUGUGAAAUGAAAAAUGAAAACAACUGCCUGAACCAUCCUGGACAUUAAAAAAAAUCUUUUUAAUUUACCUUAUUUUUUUAAGGACAAGAACCAUAUAAUUCCAAAACACUCCCUUUUUCCACGCUGCAAGGAUUAACAGUCCUACACUUGUUAGUUAACUGCCCAACUAUGUUAUAAGAAUAGAUUACUAGUCCUUCCUCUCAUUUGACUGCUAUUCCUUCAACACCAACACAUCCAGAUCCUCCUACUGAGCAGGAUGUGGUUUUCUCCACCCAACCCAUUUUUAUCUUCAGUAAAGACUGUAGAAUCCAGGUCUCUACAAUACACACAAUUCCCAUUAGGAAUUUGAGGCUAAGACUUUUUGGUUGUAUCACUUUUCCAGGGAUAGGCACUUUUUUAAGCCAAAUGAUGUAAGUCUACAUCAUGCUUUGGGAGACAUACAUAAGCUCAUGGCACAUGCAUAUAUGGGAUGAUAGAGUUGCAUGGAAACAUUCCCAGAUAGAUACAAAGCCACCAUUACCUGUGAUUGAUAGUGUCAUGAUCAUUCAAGGCCACUUGUUGCAAGAGAGAAAAAAUUACCUCCAUAGGCAGCAAUAAAAGUCAUGCUCUAAGGAAAAAGAAUAUGGAUUUUCAUCCCUUUUUUAAUCCAAUAAAAGGGGAGAAAACCAUUCCUGCUCCAUCCUUGGCAGGACUGGUGCAAUUACUCCAUGUUCCUUCCAUGUAAAAGAAAGAGCAGAGAAGCAGAACCAAAGUGCAAGUGUAAGGGGUUGGUAUGUAUGUAUAGUGUGUAUGUGUGGAGUGUUGGGAGUCUGGGAAGCCUGUCUGUCACAUUGCCAAUGCCUGUUGCAAUCUACCAAAGAAUCCUAUACCAUUGCACUGCUUCCAGUAUUUCUGCACGUUAUUGUUAUAGUUUGCUCUAGUUAUGCUGCUAUUGCAUCAAAUGUCAAAAAAAAAAAUGAGCUGCUGUGCCUGAUGUAGAAACUAGUUUAGAAAGAAAUAGGCGUGCAAUCAAUGUAUAUAACUUCAGGAAUGUGCUACAUUGGCUCAUAUGUGACAAACAUUUACACUUUUUGCAAUGUACAAAGCUCUUUAUACAGUACAUAGUUUUAUUCAUUUUUCAAAGAUAUUCUAGCUGCUGGUUUUGAAGAAAAUUAAGCAGGUUUGCAUCUGGUUACUACGAUGAGAGAUCACUAGGAAAUCCCAAGGCUGUAGGCUAGACUAGAAAGGACAAAAAUAUCUCAAAAGGGAAUGGCAAAUCUUUUCUAUAUUGUUGCUAAACAAAACUACAUGAUGGUUUACAUGUAAUCAGAUUACAGAGUCGUGGAAGUCUUCAAUUUUAUUCAAAAUAAAUCAUCUGAGUUCAAUGUA
This is a messenger RNA of Pantherophis guttatus, 5409 nucleotides long. RefSeq names its product zinc finger and BTB domain containing 1 (gene ZBTB1). Gene Ontology annotation, biological process: regulation of transcription by RNA polymerase II. NCBI's taxonomy places the organism in Eukaryota, Metazoa, Chordata, Lepidosauria, Squamata, Colubridae. The record is from RefSeq and is a predicted model, not a curated record. Gene Ontology annotation, molecular function: DNA-binding transcription factor activity, RNA polymerase II-specific; protein binding. Gene Ontology annotation, cellular component: nucleus.